UUCAAUAGAAGACCAAGAUAGUAAAAUAUUCGUCACUUAAGAUUCUUUCUUCCUUUCAAGAUCUCUUUUUUAAUUACUUGCAUUGAUCCUCAAAUUAAAAUGGGUAUUCAGUUGAUUGGACUGUCUCACGCCAAGCAAAAGCUUCAAAGAAGCUUAUCAGCCAGAAUUGCGAGCCUCUUGGCGAUGUCGGGUACUAAUAAUGUCCCAAAGGGUCAUGUGGCCGUCUACGUGGGUGAGACUUACCAAAUGAAGAGAUUUGUGAUACCUAUAUCAUAUUUAAAUCAUCCGUUGUUCCAAAGUUUGCUGAAUCUCGCGGAAGAAGAAUUUGGGUUCGAUCAUCCCAUGGGAGGUCUUACAAUCCCUUGCACUGAAGACUACUUCACUGCUCUAGCUUCUAUUCUAAAUUGUUCAUGAUAAGGGAGCUCACUAUCAUCCCAAGAUUCAUUCAGAUUAUUUAUACAAAUAUAUUGUGUUUUUUUUUUCUUUGAGUGUACCCAACUCAGUGU
This is a messenger RNA of Brassica oleracea var. oleracea, 506 nucleotides long. Its product is annotated as auxin-induced protein 15A-like. The transcript has a single exon. Bases 100 to 414 code for a protein of 104 amino acids. NCBI's taxonomy places the organism in Eukaryota, Viridiplantae, Streptophyta, Magnoliopsida, Brassicales, Brassicaceae. The record is from RefSeq and is a predicted model, not a curated record. Gene Ontology annotation, biological process: response to auxin.